This is a messenger RNA of Moneuplotes crassus, 1786 nucleotides long. The record is from the annotation of a GenBank genome assembly. Lineage: Eukaryota; Ciliophora; Spirotrichea; Euplotida; Euplotidae.
UAAUUUCAAAGAUAUAAGAGCUUAUUUCUAAAAUGAAAGGCAAUCACAUCAUCCCUCGAAGAUUACAAUGCAGCGACCUUGCAUGCAAACAACACAGAUUUUACUUCUGCAGAGACCAUCAAGUCUAUUCUUGUAAAGGAUGAGUCAGCAAAAUGCACUACAAAUGUCAAAUUGCCAUCAUCCAAGAUCUCAUCGAUCUCAGAACUGAUGUAAAGGAAGUCCAGAAAUUAGUAAUUAGGUUUCAGGAACUGGCAACGGAGAAUGGGUUGGAAGUUUAUCUUCCGAACAUUGACAGUGUCAUCAAAGAUUACCUGGAAGACUUGAUUGAAAUUGAAAGAAAAAUAGAUGAAGCCAUUGCUCGUGAUCACCAUGAACAAUUUGACACUCUCAGAUCCCAGAUAAGAGAGUACGUCUCCAAAAAUCUUCAAAUAUACACCCUCCAGCUAAGUGCAUUUUAUCAGCUCACAUUGGCAUAUAGGAUACAGAACCGUAUGGCAGAUGAGCAAGUUAUCAAAGAUAUUUUGUUCCUGUCCACCACCAGAGAUGCGAGUAGAUAUGGCCUUCCGAGAGUCAGCGAUGAAUUCUCUUCAGCCAUCAAGGUUGAGCAAACAAUUGAUACUGUUGUCAAGCAAAAUGUUAAAUUAAUGGAGAAGAAGUUAGAAAAAGAAGUCAGAGAAAUUGAACAGCAAUGCAAAGACAGACUCUCAGAAGAGUUCAAAGAGCGUAUUCAGGAGUUGAAGGAACAGAAAGAGUCUCAAGAUAUCGAAAUAGAAGAACAGAAACUAGCGACAGAGCAGGUGUUAAGACAAGCCCAAGAUAUGUUGAAACAAAAACAAGAAGCCUUCGCUGAGAAUCAGGUUCUACAGGAUCAGAAGGCGCAACUUGAAAGAGAGUUAUCACAGAAAGUUGAGGAGAUUAAGCAAGCUAAAGAUCAAAACAAGAAAUAUCAGGAAGAAAUUUCCAAAAUGAUUGAAGAAAUCAAAGAAAAUACAAGUUAUGUAGUCGAGUCUAAAGAUACGAUCAGAGAUCGUAUCAAAAGUACUCACAAAGACUUCGACCUUGAUUCUACAAAACUUGAACUCAACAUGAAAGAAGAAAAGACAAAGAAACUAGUGAAAGCAAUGGAAGAGAGCAAGUAUUCCCUUGGAGACAUGCACAAGCUGAAGAUCGACAGAAUGGUCAAUGGAGAUACUUCCCUCAACAAGUUCAUGACUUACUCUUCUCCUUUCUCUCUCAAACUCUUUGUCUUCAACCAUAGUUAUCCAGGCUAUGGAGACAAAGCAGUGAGAAUAAAAUUCUACCUGGAAGGCCUAAAGGAGAUUAUUCCGAAAGUCACCAAGGAAGUUUACCUGGAAUGCUUGGUGGUCGACGACACUGAUCUGAGUCGAAUAGUCACGUGGGCUUCCAAUGCAGAGAGGCUGACAAUUAGAUGAAGCAAAAUUUCAACUUCAGCCUCUCUUGAUUUCUCAACUCCAAGCAAAGCUAAGCUCAAGUACCUCAGUUUUUUCAACUGAGGGAACCGCUGGUGCAAUAUGAGGUGGGACGAGUCUCCUGAAAAGUUCGAACAGAUCAUCGUCGCAAUCAAAAACUCUUCUCUCAAGGACUCCCUCACCCAGGUCAAUGUAAGCGGCUGAAAGAUAUCAACUUCGAAGGUUUCUGAACUACUGAAUUCGCAUUGACUGUCUCACAUCAGUGUAAUUGAUGAAGAAAACAAGCCCUUAGCUGAUUAAUUGGUUUCGAGUUGGGAUCAGAGUCUGAGAGGAGAAGGCACAACUCUAAUAUUGCA